AUGGCUUACAACAACUCGACGGACAAGAUCUUGGCAGAGCCAGCGGAAUACCGCGAAAACAUCUUGUUACAAACGGUUACUCCGAGUAGUAUGGACGAUACUCCUAAGGAGGCCGAAGUGGAAGAGAUUGAUCCAAAGCUUUCUCGUAGAGUAAAAUGGAAACUCGACAUCUUCAUCCUGCCGCUCUUAUCGAGCGUUUACUUCUUCGCUACGAUGGGUAAAUCUGAUCUCGGAAAUGCCAAGGUGGCUGGCCUCAGUGACGAACUUAACCUCUCUCCCGGUGACUUUUCGAAUGCGGCGACCGUGCUUCUAGUAGCGACGAUUAUUUUCCAGCUCCCGGGAACGCUCUUAAUCAAGAAAAUUCACCCGAACAGACAGUUCAGUGGAGCCAUGAUAGUGUGGGGUUUCUUGACUGUCAUGACCGUCUUCAUCUCGAAUAACGGACAAUUGUUAGCUCUUCGGUUUCUCAUUGGGGCAGCGGAGUCUUUCGUCCAAGGCGGUGUAUUCUACCUCUCCUUUUGGUACCAAUACUCCGAGUUCGCAACUCGAGGUGCCGUUCUUGCUUCUAUGUCCACUAUUGCCGGCGCCUUCAACGGCAUGAUCGCUUAUGCUAUUGAUAACGGCUUAGAUGGCGUCAAUGGGUGGAGGGCGUGGCGAUGGAUCUUCCUUAUCGAAGGUAUCGCACCUAUGGUAUUUUCUCUUGUCGUAUUCUUUUUCUUGCCGAGUAGUCCGCAGCACCUGAAAUACGGAUUUACCGAAGAAGAGAAGCAGCACAUCAUCCAAAGGAGCGCCAAAGCACACAACACAGGAGAGGGAGGCGUACAAUUCAAACAGAUCUGGAAGGUAUUACUGGACGGUCACUUCUGGCUCUUCAUGCUCGCUAGCUGUGGAGGUUCCUUCUGCCAAUCGUCACUAUCUAAUUUCCUUCCGGAUAUAAUCCAAGGCUUCGGGUACAGCGACGUCAACGCUCAACUGUUCACCAUCAUCGUGUAUGUGAGUGGCUGCGUUGGAAUUAUACUCUUCAGCAGGAUUGCCGAUAAGACGAACGCCCGAGGAAUUGUCCAAGCAGUCUCCCUCAUUCCUGCAGUAAUAGGCUACGCAGUCUUGAUUUGGGUUACAAACAAACAAGUUCGAUUCGCUGCAACAUGCUUUAUUGCAUUCUCCAUUUUCCCCUCUACCGUCCUACAAAUGUCCUGGGCUGCCAUGUCCUUUGUUGGUUACACGCGAAGGGGUUCGGUUUUGGCAUUUUUCAACGUAUUCCCGCAUUUAUUCGCUAUCUCUGGAAACCAGGCUUACCAGGACCCCCCGUAUUACAGCAUUGGUAAUUCAGCGGCUCUGGGAAUGUCCAUCAUGAUGCUAGUCUCGACGGUGGGCCUUAGAUUUUACCUAGGCUACCUGAACAAGAAGAAGGCAGAGAACCAAUACACGGAGAAGUCCAACGAACAAAGACUUAAGAGCAUUGAGGAGCUUGGUGAUUAUCACCCAGACUUUUUCUACACCCUAUAA
Daldinia loculata is the source of this 1506-nucleotide messenger RNA. RefSeq names its product MFS general substrate transporter. Gene Ontology annotation, biological process: transmembrane transport. Bases 1 to 1506 code for a protein of 501 amino acids. NCBI's taxonomy places the organism in Eukaryota, Fungi, Ascomycota, Sordariomycetes, Xylariales, Hypoxylaceae. The record is from RefSeq and is a predicted model, not a curated record. Gene Ontology annotation, cellular component: membrane. The transcript is spliced from 7 exons. Gene Ontology annotation, molecular function: transmembrane transporter activity.